Messenger RNA from Penicillium daleae, 2124 nucleotides. RefSeq lists its product as uncharacterized. The transcript has 5 exons. The record is from RefSeq and is a predicted model, not a curated record. Lineage: Eukaryota; Fungi; Ascomycota; Eurotiomycetes; Eurotiales; Aspergillaceae. The coding region runs from base 1 to 2124 and encodes 707 amino acids.
AUGGACCAUCCAGCCAAUCUGCCCUUGUCUGCCGGAUUCGAAUGCGCCGAGGAGGUGCACAGACUUGCCAAUGACCAGCGCGAUCGUGAUUUGGGCAACAGCAGCGAGUCAAGCCAGAGCUUGUGCCGUCAGCAGACUGUCUCCUUGAGCAUUUCCCCGAAUUACGUGGAACAAUGGGAUACCACCGCUGCUUUUCGGGAACUGUACCAGAACUGGAAAGAUGCGAUUGUUGAAAGAUUUCAGCUCGAGAUUCGAGAUUUUCAGCCCCGGUACGAGAACAAGCGUGACUGCAUAUCCAUCACGGUCGUCGUACCAGACCUCUCUCGUCCGGAUCGGCGCGGCCGCGCUUUAGGAUUUGCGCGAGAGGGUUAUAAAGUGCACAUGGCUGCCGAUGGCUGUGACUGGAGCUUCCGAAGCCGCGGGCCACCUAACUUCCAGUUUUGCUGUCUCAUUCGCCCAUCCAAGCAUGUCAAUUCCAACCACUAUACCGACCCCACUGCGGACAUGACCCAAUUGCGCUCGCGUAUCGAGAGGGAUGUUGCAAUCACGAUUGGUCCAGAGCGCAACCGGAGGCGUGAGAAGGUCGCGUUGGACGUUUUUAAAAGGUGGUUGGAGAUCUCUCUCGAUAUCCGCGGUCUUUCUUACCCGGCACAGAUCAUUGAAACUGACGUAGGAGACAUCAUCCUCGACAAAAGGUAUAGUGGCAAAGUUUAUUGCAAGGGGAUUCUGUUGAUAGGCUCGGCCUUCGGGACUGCUGCUUACAAAUUUGGGUAUAAUUUUUUGACAGUGGCAGCUCAUCGUGACCGAUUAGAGAUGAUUGACAAAGAGGAGCAAGCCAACCUCGUGCGGAGAAUGUGGGAGGCCGCCAUCCGUCAGGACGAAGCAUCGGCACUUCCCCUCUACGUGGACCUUUUGUGGAACUCUCCAGGGGCUCCAGAUGUGGAACUGGCAGACCGUCUCCUGGAGCCAAGCACAAGAUCUUUGGUUUGGAAAUACCUCCUAGGGGAGGCAAAUGAAGAGCAGUUUUAUUAUAGUGCAACCUGCCACGCCAAGAAUGCGGAUGUGAUCCGCGAUGACCUAAAGAAAAAGCCGGCCAGAAUUCCAGAAUCGCUGUGGAACUUGCUCCGGUCAAGUUCUCCGAUCAGAACAGCGGAGGAAGAGCUGAUUGCAAUAUUCAACAGCGCCCCGGCAUGUUCAGCUCCCAACUCAUCUUUCGCCAUAGCGGUUCAGAGAAUUUUGAAAUCAUGUAUGGCUCUCUAUGACAGCACAAAGCAUAUUGAAGUUUCGUUUGUCGAUGCUCCUGAUACUUCGAUUGAUACCUUCUUUGAUCUCGAGCAUCAAGUGCUCAAGGUUCACCACAGGUGGUUGGACUUUGAUGUCAUGCAUCACAAGUAUCCCUGCCGGGAUCAUUUUCCUGAUAACAUGGCUGGGCCCAACGCACCAUUCUACUGCGAUCAUAUCAUCGAAGAGCUCCUGCGCAAGGUGCUACCAACGAUUUUCCGGCUUGCACCCAUGACGAGGGCAGCUGAGAAUGGAGUCAUACGACAAAUCAGACAACGUCUGCGGCAUAUGCCGCAUAGUAUCACGUUGGGGCGAAAAGCUCAGAUCAAUGGUCUCACCAUUACGUGGGAGGAUAAUGAGAUGGAGUCAUUUCGGAAAGCGUAUCGGUCCCGAGUCGGAUACCAUGUUGUGUUGCACGAGGAGAGGUGCGCCAGUACACGAUUGGAACUAUUACACGGGGAUGCACUCACGUAUACGGAAGGGUACGCUCCCUGCGGCUGUCCAGAGCAGUUGACAACUUCGCAGUGCAAUAAAGGGGUGGUAUUUACCGACUUGGACUGCUCGAAAAACUACUUUCCAAUGAUUGCCUUGAACCAGCGAUCAGCAUUCUUCGGGGCCCCGCCAGAGCCAACAGUCUUCGGUGGAUGGGUUGAAGUCGGAGACCUCCUGGAUCGCAUAUCGCAGGCAGGGUAUGUACAGACUUUGCCGGUUUGGGCACAGCCCUGCCCGCAAAGCCCCGGGGCAUCGGCAGUCCAGCCACAGCCUCAGCUUUCCCAUAUGCAGCAAACACAACAGGAUCUCUUCAUUCGGCAUAGUAAGCGACAGAAGAAAGGCUGUGAAUGA